AUGUCCGACAAAGCUCCUGACAUGAGAUUCGCACCCCCGCCACCUCUGAAGCCGUCGAAAGCAAAGGAGCCCAAGAAGCGCAGCAAGCUUCAUGCCCUUUGGCUCAGGGUCAAGACCGACAACGAGAAGAAGAAGCGGGGCGGCGUGGGAAGCGAAACAGCAUCAAGUCUCCUCUUGGCUGCACAUUCCUUGAACGAUGACAUCGGUCAAGUCACACACGAGGCUCAGCUUCUCACGCAGGAUGCUUUGAAGACGCGUCGCCCUGGUACUCCACCUAGCCGAGAUCCACUGUUUCAGCGUCCUCGAGAUGCACCACUAUCAGACUAUGAGAAGUCUGCUAACGCGUACAAUUCUGUCGUUGAUCGGUACCGGAAGAUGAACGAUGAGGCGCGGUCAAUACAGCAGCGAUUCUCAACGUUCCAGGAAGGUGUCAAGACCUUGAAGAUCGAGCAUCCACCUGAGAAGAAGUUUGGGAAGUAUGAGCAUGAUGUUGAGAGUCUUGAUAAUGCAUCCAGGAACAUAGAGACAACUACGACCCGGAUGGUUGAAGCUGUGGGCCAGGCUAGAGAGGCGGCGAGGUGA
This is a messenger RNA of Recurvomyces mirabilis, 582 nucleotides long. RefSeq lists its product as uncharacterized. Lineage: Eukaryota; Fungi; Ascomycota; Dothideomycetes; Mycosphaerellales; Teratosphaeriaceae. The coding region runs from base 1 to 582 and encodes 193 amino acids. The transcript has a single exon. The record is from RefSeq and is a predicted model, not a curated record.